AUGAAGGCGCUUUUGGUCGCCGCUGCCGCUUUGCUAGCACCUCUAGCUACUGCCACGGAGAGACCACCUCUCCCUUCCUGCCCAUCCGGCAACUUCACUCCUUUUAUUAGCAAAGGCUGCUACUCUGAUGAUGCCUCAAAAGCACUGGACUUCCGCUCCCCCUCGAGCCAAUAUAGCAUGACUGUUGAGCAGUGUACUGCUGAGUGCAAGGGUAGGCAAACUCUUUGAGACCAUGGUUCCCAGAACACAACUGACUAGAAAUAGGUAACGGCUAUCGAUAUGCUGGUCUCAAGUACUACGGCGUUUGCUACUGCGGCUCUUCGUUAAGUGCUGCGAAAGUUGACGACUCCCAGUGCUCAUUGGCUUGCAGUGGUGACGAGAAGGAGGUCUGUGGAGGGAACACCCAACUCUCUGUUUGGGAGGAUCCUACCUUUGCGAAAUGCGGCAGCGAUAUCACAAUCAACGAUUAUGAAUCUUUGGGUUGCCACGAUGAUGAUGGCUCUUCUGAGGGACGUGCUCUUAAUCACAAGCUGGACUUGGAUGCGAGCGCGUUUACCAUAAAGCUUUGCCUUGACGGAUGUAGGGUCCGAGGAUAUGCCUAUGCUGGUACCGAGAACGGCAGUAAGUUGAUACAAUCUUCAUUGUCUUCCUCGGAACUAUGCCUCAGACGCGCGAGAAACUGACAAUCUUGAAUAGACGAGUGUUGGUGUGGUACCAAUGUAGGAAGCAAGAACAUCAAGGUUGACGAUGCGAAAUGCGACAUGCCCUGCCAAGGUAGUCCAUCUGGCAACUGCGGUGGUAAAUCUGUUAUUGACCUCUAUCACGCCAAAAAGCUCGAGUCUGGUGAACCAUGCUCUGGGGUAGUUACUCAAGCGCCUGCACCAAGUUCCACUGCAACAAGAACAAGGACAAGAAGGUGCUCUAGAAGACCAUUGACAAGCACUUCGCCCGCCCAGAACUCUCUAUCAACCCCAGCUACAACCCCAUUCCAGGAGUCUAGCACUCCCAUUCCCUCUGCAACUUCCCAGGAGUCCGGUACUCCUCUGCCAUCCAUGACUUCGUCUGAGGGGACUAGUACUGCCCAGCCGUCUACCCCAUCAUCUCAAGCAGCGAGCACACCCGUCGCCUCUCCAUCUACAUCACAGCAGGAGUCUUCUACCACACCUCAAGCCUCUGCCACCUCUCUAGCAUCAACCACCCCUCAACCUUCCGCCACGAUUGACUCGUCUAGCACCCCGGCAGGCACUGAAGCUCAGGGCACAUCGUCUUCUGCUCUCUCGACACCUGUGUCUUCGACAUCCGAAGCUUCCACAACUCCUACUUCCCCUGGCUCGAGCCCUUCCACGACUGGACCUUGCACUGGUGACGUCGGCUCUUGCUCUGGAUCAACUCCCGUAGCCUCAUCUUCCACCAUUACGCCUUCAGGAGUGUCUACCACGGAACCAUGCACUGAUAAUGUUUCUUCCUCGACCCUUGCUGCAUCUACAACACCGCAGGGUAGUUCUACUGCUGGAUCUUCGACGCCUGGUGCAUCCAUUCCAAGCACUUCCACCGCGGUGACAUCAACUGCUGGCACAUCUACUCCGGUCCCAUCGACUACCCAGAUCUCUAGCACUGAGCCUUGCUCCGAUAGUGUCUCAAGCACUGUUACACCUUCAUCAUCGAGCUCUGUCGUGUCAACUACCUCCACAUUGGCCACCUCAACUCCAAGUUCGCAGCUGUCUAGCUCCACUGCCCCAUCCACUUCCCCCAGCUCUACUACCGUGCCAAGCACUACUGCUGGAGCCGGCUCAACCAGCAGUCCUGGUACCACUACCGUUCCGACCACGACACAGAGGCCGAGCACCACCUCUACUCAGCCCAUGUGCACGGCCACUCAUACGCAGCCCGCCACUUGUGAGUUCAAGUGCGGUAAUUGGUGUGCUCCUGCUCUCCCUGGCUGGAAGGACAAGAGCAGCUGUCUCAACGCCGCCAAGACCUGCUCCCUUCAGAUUGCUUCUUGCUUCAAGACAGCUGGAUGGCCCAAGGCUAUUGAAUGCUUCGACUUCUCGAAGUGGUGCGGGCAAGUCGAGGAGUACUGCCACAGCGACUGCCCCUCAGGCAACUGCGGAAAGACAGACUGCUGGAACAAGCGCAAGCCGACAGGCUCCAACGGGACACCUCCUACCGUCAGCACCACAGUCUACCCCUGCCCGGCCACGUCUACAUUGGCUACCAGUGUGGCCAGGCCCAGCACGACCUCUCACUGUGCUCCUACCCCAACUAAUAUCUGCAAGCAGCCUACCAACACCGACUGGGGAUAUGGACCUGGAAAGCCCGUGGCCGGAGUGCCUCUGCCCGUCGUUGGCUGCAACGACAACAAGAAGGACUGGAAGUCCAACCCCUUCAAGUUCUACAACCACCCUGAUAGCCGCAGCUGCCAGUCCUUCACAUGGAACCAGCGUCCCAAUGUCUGUGCAGAUGCCUGCCAGGAGCAGUACGAGGACUGCGUUGAUACAUACGUCCAGAGCUGCAACGAUCAGUCGUGGAGGAGCGGAAGCAAGUACCACAAACGUACCAAUGACAACGGUGGAUGUGCGGCCUCCAACACUGGCAGCGAGUGGCGGAAAUCCGGCUGCGACAAGGUUCACUGCUGGGGCCAGGGCGGAAAUGAUGGCAACACGGCCCAGAAGCGAUGCAAAGCACAGUACCAGGACUGCCUGGCUGUCAAUAAGAACGUGCAGCCGAGCGACCAGUGCCAAUCUUGGUGCGACGCGAAGGGUAA
Molecule: messenger RNA, 2764 nt
Organism: Clonostachys byssicola
Lineage: Eukaryota; Fungi; Ascomycota; Sordariomycetes; Hypocreales; Bionectriaceae
Source: the annotation of a GenBank genome assembly